This is a messenger RNA of Peromyscus maniculatus bairdii (prairie deer mouse), 6464 nucleotides long. NCBI's taxonomy places the organism in Eukaryota, Metazoa, Chordata, Mammalia, Rodentia, Cricetidae. The record is from RefSeq and is a predicted model, not a curated record.
UGCGUCGGAGUACGUGGUUGGCCAGGCUGCUGUGGGCGGUAGGCGGACGUGUGGAACCGACAAAGAUGGCGGUGCAGGUGUUGCAAGCUGUUCAAGCGGUUCAUCUUGAGUCUGACGCUUUCCUAGUUUGUCUCAACCAUGCUCUGAGCACUGAAAAGGAGGAAGUGAUGGGUCUAUGUAUAGGGGAGUUGAAUGAUGACAUAAGGAAUGACUCCAAAUUUACAUACACUGGAACUGAAAUGCGCACAGUUGCAGAAAAGAUGGAUACCAUCAGAAUUGUUCACAUCCAUUCUGUCAUCAUCUUGCGACGUUCUGAUAAGAGAAAGGACCGUGUAGAAAUUUCUCCAGAGCAGUUGUCUGCAGCCUCAACAGAGGCAGAAAGGUUGGCUGAACUAACAGGCCGUCCGAUGAGAGUUGUUGGCUGGUAUCAUUCCCAUCCUCAUAUAACCGUUUGGCCAUCCCAUGUUGAUGUUCGUACACAAGCCAUGUACCAAAUGAUGGAUCAAGGCUUUGUAGGACUUAUUUUUUCCUGUUUCAUAGAAGACAAAAACACAAAGACUGGUCGGGUACUCUACACUUGCUUCCAAUCCAUACAAGCCCAAAAAAGCUCAGAGUAUGAAAGAAUUGAAAUCCCAAUCCAUAUUGUACCUCAUAUCACUAUUGGGAAGGUAUGCCUUGAAUCAGCAGUAGAGCUGCCAAAGAUCCUGUGUCAGGAAGAACAGGAUGCAUAUAGAAGGAUUCACAGCCUUACACAUCUGGACUCAGUAACCAAGAUCCAUAAUGGCUCGGUGUUUACCAAGAAUUUGUGCAGCCAGAUGUCAGCAGUCAGUGGGCCUCUACUACAGUGGUUGGAGGACAGAUUGGAGCAAAACCAGCAGCAUUUGCAGGAGUUGCAACAAGAAAAGGAAGAGCUUAUGGAGGAGCUGUCUUCCCUAGAAUAAAGCAAGAGGACAAAAGUGUGGGCAGCUGAAAAUACCGGGUAUACAAUUUAUUAAACUAAAUCAAUUUUGAAAAAUAUAAAGUUGGAGGACCCACAUUUUAUAACUUCAAGACUUAAAUAACUUCAAGACUUACUAUGAAGCUGCAGUAAUCAAGAUACUAUGAUAUUUGCAGAAGAACAGAUGUAUAAAUCAAUGGAACAGGAAAUAAAAUUCAGAAAUAAACACACAAUAACAUGCUUAACUAAUUUUGAAAAAGUACAAAGUGAUCAAGAAGAAAGGGCAGUCAUUUCAACAAAUUGAAUUUCCACAAGCCAACAAAAUACAUUCUAAAAGUACCUCAAAAUGUGUCAUGUAUUUAAAUGUAAGGUGGAAAACGUUAAGAAAAAUCAUUCAAGAAAAAUUUUCAGGAGUCAGGUACUUAAUCUUCAACUCAAAAGCACAGUCUACAAGAAAAAAGUAAAUAUUUAGACUUCAUCAAAAUUAAAACUUUUUAUUCUGCAAAGUAUUAAGAAGAGGAAAGGCAAGAAAUUACUUCCAACCCAUGUAAUAUCUGAUCAAUGGAAAAGAUAUGCUCAAAACUCAAAAAUAAACAAUUCCAUUAGAAAAUAAAAGAAGACAUAAACAUUGUCACUAAAGAGGACAAAUAGAAGUAAUUAUGUGAAAAUAUAUUAACCCUCAUAAGUCACUGGGAAGUGCAAAUUAAAACUACAGUGUGGUAUGGUAUAUACUUAUCAGAAUUGCUAAAGAGAAAAUAGUAAAAAUGCCAAAUACUGUUGAGGAUGUAGACUAGAUUUGUCACACAAUGACAGGAUUGUAAAAUACAGCUACUGGGUAGAAGAGUUUGGAAAUUUUUAUAAAGUUAAGCAUAUACUUAACAUGACCCAGCAGUCACACUGUUUUUGCACAAAAACUUUUACAAAAUUUUUCUUGGCAGCUUUAUCUGUGGUAACUGCAAAUUAGAAACAACCCAAAUGUUCUGUAGUGGGUAGAUGGCUAAAUAAGCCAUUCUUACCAUGGAAUACUACUCUGUAGUGGAAAGGAACACAUUGCUAAUAUCUGUAUAAUUUAGAUGAGCCUUGGGGCAUAUAGUAAAUGAAAGAAAAGCAAGUCUUAAAAGGUCACUUACUGCCAGGCAGUGAUGGCAUACACCUUUAAUCCCAGCACAAGAGGCAGAGGCAGGCGGAUCUGAGUUUGAGGCCAGCCUGGGCUACAGAGUGAGUUCUAGAAAAGGCUCCAAAGCUACACAAAGAAACCCUGUCUCAACACACCCCCCCUCAAAAAAAAAAAAGGUCACUUACUGUAUGGUUGUAUUUCUAUAGCAUUGUUGAAAUGUUAGAAUUAAUGAAAAGGAAGAACAGAUUUCCAGAGUCAGGGACUGGACAUUGUAUAGCAUAUGGAGUAUUAUUGGAGUGUGACAUAAGAGUUCAUUUAGGCUGAUGAAACAGUUUUAUAUCUUAAAUUUAGUGUUUAGUACACAAAUCUGUUCCUGUGCUAGCAUUUUAUAGAUUUAUAUAUAGAAAAAUCAAUGCAUGUAAAAUCUAGUAGAAGUGAAUAAAGUCUGUAGCCUACUUAGCAGUAUUAUACCAUUACCAUAAUAUUGGUUUUGAAGUUCUACAGUUGAAGAUCUUACUAGGACAAACCAUUCCUCCUAAAGUCACCAAUAACUUCCACAUAGUCAAACUUACAUUCUUUUUUUGAAAAUUGCCAUUAAUAAAUCUCUGGCUUGACACAGUUAGUCAUUUUUCCAAAUAUACCACUUUGUUAUCAUUUAUUUUAUUAUUUCCUAUCUGUUCCUUCUAAAACUCAUUCAUAAGCUUCUCCAUGCAGUUACAAACAAAUCCAUUUCUCUCUCUACAUCUCUGAACUCCAGACUUAGAUUUCUAACUGCCCAUUAUAUAUAUCCACUAGGCAGUCUUAUUACCACAUUGAAUUUGAUAAAUCUAAAUUUUAACAUGUUUCUGGCCCAACCUAUAUUCUUUUAUAUUUCUUACCUUAGUGAAGGGAAGCAUACAUGUGCCCAAAUUGGAAUUCAAACAGGCAACCUCAACAUUUUUGUCACCUUUUAAACUGUUUGCACUGUUACAGAAUUAUAGCAAUUUGGAUUUUUUAAAAUAAUUAAUUAGAGUUGGAAUGUAUAGAAUAGGUAUGUGUGAGGAGAAAUGGGCAGAUGGGGUAUCAUGGUGCCUAGUGUCUGGAGUUACUUUAUGAAGGCAUAAGAGUUCUUAGCCUUGUAGCAACAGGGCAAGAACAAGAUUUAGUGAAAGUUGUCCUGUGUCAGUACCCUCACAGUGAAGCAGAGACAAUGAUCCCUUGCAUUAAAUAAAACGAUUGAGCAAAUAAGUAAAGGCAUUGAGGAAUAUUGGAGCUAGUUUUUUCAUGCUUGAGACUUCUUUACAGAUAUGUAAAAAGGAAAGAUAAAAUUACCCCCCAUGAUGUUAAAUGGAAAUAGAAAGUUAACAUGAUUGUUUUAAAAGGGAAUUAUGUGUAUCGAUUAAGAGAAUGAUCAUUUUAUUUGUAUACCUCCAGUUCUUACCUCUGCCCAUUAAGAGGGAAUAGAAAUGGUACUUCAGUAGCUAAUGAGCACACCUGCUACCAAGAUGCUAGACUUCAAAUACUGUUCUCCACUAACAGUGAAUCGAAUUGACUCCAGAAAUGAAUGCAUAUGUAUAUGAUAAACUGAUUUUUUAACAAAAGUACUAAGAUAGUUGAAUGGGGGAAACCAUAGUCCUUUCAACAGCUGGUGACUUGUCAACUAAAUAUCUGCACAGAAUAAUGAAGGUGAACCCCUACCCCAUAUCAUGUAUGAGUGUUAAUUAAAAUGUAUUAAAGAUUUAAAUGUAAAAAUUUGUGACUAUUAAAAUAUUAGAACAUCUUUAUUACUUUGGUUUUAGCAAUGGCAUUUUAGAAAAAAAACACAAAAAGAUAGUUGUUAGACCUGAUAAAAAUUUAGAAAUGUACAUCAAAAACAUUAAAAAAAUGAAAACUCGGAAAAUAGGCCAAAACAUUUAUAAACAACAUAUCUAAGAAUCUAGUGUCCAGAAUAUAUAAAGAGCUCAGACAACAACUGCAAAAAAGCAACCCAAUUCAAAAGUGGACAAAUACCACUUGAUACUUACAUAGAAUAAAAGUGUAUAACGAGUCUUCUGGAAAAAUAACAGAAUAGUAGCUGUGUGACCUAAUGAAGAUGAGUGAGAAUAAAAUAAAAUAACUAUUUCAACAAGAGGAACGGCUUUAGAAAUCCACAAAGUUAGCAAUCUUAAAAAUUGGAAAGGAGAUGGGUGUUGCACUGGAAAGAAGCCAAGCUGAAUGCAGCUCCACCUCAUUACUCUGACAGGGGGAAGAGAAGCAGAAGCCUCCUUCAACAGGUAAUCUAGGUCACAUUGAGGAAAAUAGAUGGGUAGUUCUCCCUUCAGAACACUCCUAUAUAGCCCUUGCAAACCUCAAAUACUGUUGUAGGUUUGGUGAGACAGUGAUUCCUCUGUUGGAUGGGUCAGCAGUAGAGAGGAAAGCUAUUUUGCCACUUGGUAAGACUUCAGAGCAGUAGCCUAGUGCUAUCUUAAGAAAACUUAAAAACUGAGCUACCCUGUGGGCAAGAGAACAGGAAGCAACCACAAACCAGGGAUCCUAAAUUUAACAUGCCUCAGCUCCAGAGAGAGAGACAGCUUUUGGAGGCAGUUGCAUGGAGUGGAAUGUCUGGAUACUAACAAGUCAAAAAGGACAAGAAGCUCUCAUCUCAGUAAAUUUCAUAGGAAAAAGUAUCUUCCCCCUCAGUGGCCAAGAACAGACCUCACCUGUGAAUAACCUUGGAGUAUGAUAGUUCUGAGGUGCAGGUGAGUGGAUAAAACAACUUCUAGGACCACAUACCGCCAUUCACUGCUAUAGAGUCUGAGAAUUCAGAAGCUCCAGGGGUCUACUUGAAAUUCAUGGCUACAUCCCUUCAUCAGGGUGAGAUGUAGGGAGUCUUAAAAGCACAAAGACAUAUCUUUCUCCCUGUAACAGAUCUUAGUGCUGUACCUGUUUCCUAUACUUCUAACAAACUUGAGAGACAUUCUCUAGGUAGAAAAUUAGUCAUUCCAGAAAUUACAAUCUGAGGAGUAUUGGGCAGGUGGAAGAACCUGUCCAGCCCACAAAUUGUAAAGUUAAGAGUGGCCAGCCAAGAACCCUAUUAUACAACAAAGAAAUGCUACUAAAAUGAAAAAACUGUUUUCAAAUAUUAAGAAAGUCCAAUAUAAUUUUAAUAGGAGCAAAAAACCACAGGAAUGAUAAAAGAUCACAUGUUCAGCUGAUACCACCUGCCUAAUACUCCCCAAAUUGUACCCUUUCAUAUUCAUCUUAUUUUGUUUGCACAUAUUUUUCAUUAUUGAACAAUGUUUUUCUUUCCCUUUUUCCUUUCUGACCUCUGUGCUUCGUACCUUUUUUUUUCCAUUCUACUAUACUCUUGUAGUACUAUGACUUUGCUUAUUGGUUUAUUUUUCAAACUCUUUAUUUACUGUGUAUGUAUGAGUGUACAUGAUGACUGUGGGUACACAUGUCACAAUUCAUGUGUGAAGGUCAGAGAACAACUUUAUAAAAAUGGCUGUCUCCUUUUACCUUUACAUUCCAGGGACUGACCUUGAGCUUCCAGGAAGAUGAAGACUCAUUUUUGCAAUUUUGUUCAUUGAUUUCUGGUUGAUUGGAUUGUUUGUUGUUUUCUUUCUCCCCUAUUAGUAUUUGGGGGUUGCUUGUUUGCUUAAGGAUCACCUGAUCAUUUCAAUAGAUGCAUAAAAUGCUUUUUAAAAAGUUCAAUAUCAAAAAAAAAACCUUCAAUAACUACUCAUGAUAAAAUUCCCUGAAGGAACUGGGAAUAGAGUGAACAUAAUUUGACAUGGUAAAGGCUUUAUACAAUAAGCCUAUAGCCACCAUGAUAUUAAUGUUGAAAACCAAAAGCACUUCUGCUAAAGUAAGGAAUAAAACAAGGGUGCUCACUCUUCACUGUUAUUCAAUAUAACAGUUAAAGUCUUAGCUAAAGCUGUAAGAUAAGAGAAUAAAAAGAAUACAAAUAGGAAAAAUGAAAUUAUUCAUAUUUGCAGAUAACAUGAUUCCAUUUUUCAAAAACCCUAAGUACAUCACUGCAAAACUCUUAGAACCAAUAAAUAUUUUCUGCAAAGUAGUAGGGCACAAAAUAUGCUGGAUUGUUUUAUGUCAGCUUGACAUGAGAUAGGAUCAUUUAGGAAGGAAUCCUCAAUCAAGAAAAUGCCCCUACCAGAUUGACCAGUGGGUAAGGCUGUGGGGCAUUUUCUUAAUUAAUGGUUGAUGUUGGUGGGCUCAUCCCACAGGAGAUAGUGCCACCCUUUGGAGGGUGGUCCUUGAUAGUAUAAGAAAGCAGGCUGAACAAACCAUGAGGAGCAAACCAGUAAGCAGUGUUCUGCCAUGGUUUCUGCCUCAGUUCCUGAAUCUAGGUUCCUGCCUUGAGUUCCUGUCCUGACAUCCCCCAGUGAUGGAGUAUGGCUUGGAAUUUGUAGAUGAAAUAAACCCUUACUUCCC